CCGCGGUCACACUGGUCGAAACAAAAACAAAAAUUUCGGCGGGAAAAUAGUAAACAAAGAUUAAAAUGAUGCCGGAGGAUGCACAGGAAUGGCGAAAAGCUAGACGCUUCGUCAAGGAGCGCCUGCAGCGGGACUACACAACUCUGCGGGGCUACAAAGAGGAGCGCUCCAACGUGCGCCAGUUGCUGCAGCGUACCGCGGAAAUGGGCGAAUCGAACUCCUUGCUGUUGAUUGGGCCGCGCGGCGCUGGAAAAACCACACUCAUUAAUGCCGUGCUGACAGAUCUGCUGGUCAACCAAUCGUUCGUGGACAACACGCUGAUUGUGCACCUGGACGGGAAUCUGCAUACAGACGAUCGCAUUGCCCUGAAGUCCAUUACGGUGCAGAUGCGGCUGGAGAAUGCAGCCGACGGCAAGGUAUUUGGCUCGUUCGCAGAGAAUUUGGCCUUCCUGCUGCAAUGCCUAAAGGCGGGAGACAAGAAAUCCAAGAGCGUUGUGUUUGUCCUGGAGGAAUUCGAUCUGUUUUGCACACAUCACAACCAAACGCUGCUGUACAAUCUCUUUGACGUCUCGCAGUCGGCCCAGGCACCGAUCUGUGUGCUGGGAGUGACAUGCCGCCUGGACGUUAUCGAGCUGCUGGAGAAGCGCGUCAAGUCACGGUUCUCCCACAGACAAGUGUUUCUGUUCCCCAGUGCCGACCAGUUUGAGGAGUACACAAAGCUCUGCCAAGAGCUCCUCUCGAUACCCAGCAACAGUGAGCUAAAGGUCAGUGCCGACCGCAUCGACAGCCUGGAACUGCUCAAAUCGGAGGCCCUCAAUUUUCAUCGCAACCACUUCGAUGCCGUGGAGUACGAGUUCGACAACAAAUUCGUUGAAAACUGGAACAAGCACCAUGCUAAAAUGCUCAAAUCCGCGCAGGCUCAAAAAAGUCUUCAGAUGCUGUACGAUUUCGACAUCAGCGAGGCAUUCCUUAAGAACUUCAUAUUUCGUCUGGUGGCGCAACUGAAGCCAGACGCUCCCCACAUCACUGUCGACCAGCUGACGGUCCUGGCAGCCCAAUACGAGGGCGAUGACAAGAUCGACCUGCUCUGCGGCCUCUCUGUGCUGGAGCUGUGCCUCAUCAUAGCCAUCAAGCAUCACUCGGAGAUCUACGAUCGGGAUCCGUUCAACUUUGAGAUUGUAUUCGGGCGCUUCUCCAAAUUUGCCAAGGUCUCGACCACUAUGCAAAGCGUGGAGCGUUCGAUUGUCCUGAAGGCGUUUGAGCACUUGCGAAUCGGGGAGCUGAUCAUGCCGCUCUCAAACAGCGGCGUGGGCAAGGUGCAGAAGGAGUUUGAAAUGCACAAAAUGGCAUUGACUUAUGGCCAGAUUCAGCAGGCGGUUCAGCGGUACCAGGCCUUGCCCACAGAAGUGGCCCAAUGGGCGCAGAGCUCGCUCAUCUAGUAAGAGGGAUCGUUUUUUAUCCAAAAAAUUCCUUAAUUGUUUAUCCUAUUUAUGUAAUAAAUUAUGUUUUUAUA
Molecule: messenger RNA, 1513 nt
Organism: Drosophila obscura
Lineage: Eukaryota; Metazoa; Arthropoda; Insecta; Diptera; Drosophilidae
Gene: Orc4
Product: origin recognition complex subunit 4
Exons: 2
Coding region: 66-1439 (457 amino acids)
Biological process (GO): DNA replication; DNA replication initiation
Cellular component (GO): nuclear origin of replication recognition complex; nucleus
Molecular function (GO): DNA replication origin binding; ATP hydrolysis activity
Source: RefSeq, a predicted model, not a curated record